Mya arenaria is the source of this 6152-nucleotide messenger RNA. RefSeq names its product synapse-associated protein 1-like. The record is from RefSeq and is a predicted model, not a curated record. Gene Ontology annotation, cellular component: cytoplasm; synapse. Bases 85 to 1179 code for a protein of 364 amino acids. The transcript has 8 exons. Lineage: Eukaryota; Metazoa; Mollusca; Bivalvia; Myida; Myidae.
CGCAGUUUGUCAACUUCCGGUUUCAGUUGAGUUGUAUGUUUACAUUUUGACAGAUCAAAAAAAAAUAUUUUUAAACCCCUAGCCAUGUUCUCCAGCGUCUCCAAGUGGCUAGGAGUUGUAGACAAUACAGUUGAUGAAGAGACAUUAGCUGUUAAUGCUGAAGGCGAGGAGAAACCAGUUGAAAAACCAGAGAUAAAAGACGAAGAAAAGACCACUGCCACUGCGGAGAAAGUUGACAAUGAUCCAGAAAAUGACGACUUAAUUUCUCCACAAACGAAACAAACUUUAGAAGACGUGUCUGCAAAGGCUAUAAGCACUGCAAAGGAAUGGGGUACAUUCCUGUACGGCAUUGGGAAGCAGGCAUCUGAGAAAGUAACAGAGAAGGCGAAAGAGAUAACCAAGUCUGUGGAGGAUAAGACAUUCCUUGGUGAUUUCACGAAAGAACAGGAAACCUUCGUUACAGAGAAGAAGGAAAAAGAUCGCAAGUCAGAGGCAGCGGUCCCACCCUGGGUCGGAUAUAAUGAAGAAGAUGAUAUGAAGGCUCAGAUACUGGCACUCUCACAGGACAAAAGAAAUUUCCUCAGAAAUCCACCCAGUGGCAUACAGUUUCAGUUUGACUUUGAUGCAAUAUUCCCUGUUGCCAUGGCAACCCUUCAAGAGGACACAAACCUUCAAAAAAUGAGAUUUGAACUCGUUCCUAAACAAAUAAAAGAAGACAUGUUCUGGAGAAAUUACUUCUAUCGUGUAUCACUCAUCAAGCAGUCGACACAAUUAACAUCUUUAGCUCAACAAGCAGGAAAUGGUGAAGGAAAAGAUCAUUCUCGUUCAUCGUCGAUAAGCAGUGAAAACAAAGAGCGAUCAUCCCCAAAACCCAUCCAGCGAUCUCCGGAGGUCGAGGAACAGGCAGGAAGCCCGCAAGAGAAUGAGUUUGUGAGCGACUCGUUUGCGGAUGAUGGACAGAUCAGUGACGAGGAUCUACGGAAAGAAAUGGAAAUGCUGGGAAUGGAGGGGGAUAAAAAAGAGGAGGGCGAACCAAAAGAAAACCCGACAGUCUGGGAGGCCGAAUUACAACGGGAACUUCAGGAGUACGAAAUGGUCGGCAGCGGUGAGGAUAUCGAUGAUGCGGACAUUGAAAACGAGAUUUUAAAACAGAUCGAAGAAGAAUCGUCUGCUUCAUAAUUAUAUCUCUCCAUCCAGUGGCAUUAACUGUCUGACCAUGUUUGUUUUUCUAUGCUCUUGUUUUGUCGUUGUAAAUACCCGGUUGUCUAUUAUAGGGAUACUCUGGCAGUUUUGUUACAGACUGCUGUUCUAUUUCUGUCUAAUGAACAUUUGAUACGUCUUUAGUUGCUGGUGAGGCAAGCUGUUAAGAAUGGCUGUAGUUUGUUUUGUAACAGCAUCAGCAGUGUUGGUACAUGAAUUGAUAUGAUGCUAUGUCAGAUUACAACCGUCAGUUAUUAACUUUGUUCUGCCAUCAAAAUUGGAUUUUUGGAUGAAUACGCUCAUAUUCUUAAUAUAAAAAGAUAUAUUAUUGCUUGACAUCAGAUUUUGAAAUAAGCCCUGCUAUAUAGAAAUCAGAGUAUGUUUAAGAUAAGAAUCAAUUGAAUCAAUGUGCAUUUGUUUAUCCAAGGUUAUCAUCAUGGUCAGCAAUAACGGUACUUUCUUCUAUUACACUUUAUACAUACCGUGGGAAAAUUGACUGACAAAAUCUCAUUUUAAUGAAUAUGCAUGAGGCAAGGGAGACAACUCUUUUUCUAAUGAAAUCAUAUGUUACAAUAAAAUACCCUUCAAUAACCCUGUAUUGUCAGUUGUCUCCACAGGCGAGUGGUCUUAUAAGUUGUAUUCAAAUUUGUUCUGAAAACAGAAGUAUGCGUGUAUGUGCAUAUUUCCACAUUGCUUGCUUGCAGGACAAAUGAAACUGCCUUUUAAUUUAUUUAUGAAAACGAGAUUUUCCUAACAAAACCCAAAAAUAGGUUAUUGUGUGACUAGGAAGUCUUUCCAUUUGGUAAAUUGUUAAUGGUUAUGAACACUUGUAUCACGGUUGGUUUGGCACCAUGUUGAUUGUGUGAUAUCACCAGAAUUUCUUCAGAGGAUACAAUGUUUUGAAACUGUGACAAAUUCAUUUCAGCUGUUCUCUGUUAAUAAGCUGACUUUGUGCCUCUAUAAGGCACUGCUGUCUUGUUGGCUUAAGAAAAGUAUUGUUGUGUUUAUAUGUAUAUUUCUGAUUGAGAAAAUUACACAUGCAUUUCUUACCAUGUUUCAGUUCAAGUAUUGACACUUCUGCUGUCUUGUUGGCUUAAGAAAAGUAUUGUUGUGUUUAUAUGUAUAUUUCUGAUUGAGAAAAUUACACAUGCAUUUCUUACCAUGUUUCAGUUCAAGUAUUGACACUUCUGCUGUCUUGUUGGCUUAAGAAAAGUAUUGUUGUGUUUAUAUGUAUAUUUCUGAUUGAGAAAAUUACACAUGCAUUUCUUACCAUGUUUCCGUUCAAGUAUUGACAUAUUUAUAACAUAUUGCUGAGUAAGCUGAAAUUUUAACUAUAGUUUAUAUGAAGUUCACAUAUCUUGUAUCUUUCUUUAAAUAAGGGAACUGUCGGACAUUAACUUGCAAAUUGCCUUUAGAUAUUUAUUUUAGAAUAGGGUUUAAUUUUGCUUCCUGCUUUUCUAUAAGCUUGCAUCAUUUUUUUUGGUGUUUAGGUCAAGUUUGGCUUUGCUAGGGGUUAGAAUAGGGAUUAUGUUGUUUCAAUCAUUAACUCAUCAUAUAAAUGUUAAUUGUUAAUAUAAAUGUUAAUUGUUAACAUUAUGAUCAUUUCGUUCGAAUAUAUUUCUGUGAUAGCCAUUGCCAAGGGAAAUAACCAUUGUUGAGGAAUUUAAUGUUGUGUUAAUGCACUUAUACUACUGUUUGCAACAGGAUAAAGGGAUAUGAGGGUUUGAUUGCAACGGGAUAAAGUAAUAUGAGGUUUGAUUGCAACGGGAUAAAGUAAUAUGAGGUUUGAUUGCAAUGGGAUAAAGUAAUAUGAGGUUUGAUUGCAAUGGGAUAAAGUAAUAUGAGGUUUGAUUGCAACGGUAUAAAGUAAUAUGAGGUUUGAUUGCAACGGUAUAAAGUAAUAUGAGGUUUGAUUGCAACGGUAUAAAGUAAUAUGAGGUUUGAUUGCAACAGGAUAAAGUAAUAUGAGGUUUGAUUGCAACGGGAUAAAGUAAUAUGAGGUUUGAUUGCAACGGGAUAAAGUAAUACUACUGUUUGCAACGGGAUAAAGGGGUAUGAGGUUUGAAGCAUUGAUUUGUGACUGUGUUGUCCUUGCACGAUUAUCAAAUACCCACCUGGCCCCAAUUUCUCAAAACUUGUUAAGUCCCUUGUAACAAGAUUAAGCUAAAAUCACUAUUUUUGCUUUUCAAUAAUUUGCGUAAUAUAUAUAUUUUUGAAGAAAUUUUAGACUUUAAAAAGCAAUUUUCACUAUGAUUAUCAGAAUAAACCAAUUUUUCAUUUAUCAAAAUUCAAUUUAAGUCAGUACUUUGACUAAUUGAAAUAAGCUACUUAAGCCUGUUAAGCUUUAGAAAUUCCGAGAAAUUGGGGUUUUCAAAAAGCAACUUAGAUUGAACUUUAAUUUAAGAUUAGAAACUAAGUGUUUUGAUUGGCCAGUAUAUUUAGCUAACCAAUAGGCAGAAUGGUAUCACUGAAGCAUGUCUAAGGAUAAGGAUAGAUGGAUAUUAAUUACUGGCCCUGUAAUAGAUGUAUAAAAUGUGAUGAAAGCUGUGAAUUUGAAAUGCGAAACUGCUCUUAUAUUGACACAGUGUGGUGUGGUUGUUUCAAACGUGACUUCAAAUCUGUUUUAAAUGUUGCGUCUGACUGUUUUAGUUUGGGCGGAAUAUCACGACCUCAUCAUUGGUGUGAAAUUGUAAUGUGAUCAUGCCUUGUUGAACAGAUUGACAAGCAUGUUUCGUUAAGUUUGUUUGCAAGCAGUAGUAUGUUCAUGAUAGUGAUUGGUUAUACUGCCUUGUCAAAUAUAUGUAUUGUUAUUGUAUAUAUGGGUGUGCUGUUUUCUUUGUUUUUGAUAUAAUGGCAUUGUUAAAGUGUAAAAGUAAACAUAUAUGUAUCUGACACUUCAAGUUAUUUGUGUACAUCUAUGUAACUCCCGAAUUCAUUGUAACUGUCUUAUUGUUAACCCAGUGAAAUAUGAAAUGAUUGGUCACAACUCCUUGUAGUUAUCUUCAGUUUUAAUUGUAUCAUAUGUAAGCAUCUUGUUAACCUAACAUCAGCCUGACUCAAUGGCUACCUUCUGACAGAAAUAAAAAUAAAUAAAUAGCUAGCCUUUGCACAAACCAGUUAACCUCAUUUAAAGCUGUACUCUCACAGAUUUACUGUUUUUACAUUUUUUUUUAUUUUUUGUCUUGGAAUGAGCAAUUUCUUGCGAACAUAUCUGCAAACCAGUGAUAAAAGACUGCUGAUAAAAGAUCAGAUCUCAGAUUUUCAUAUUUCCAUUCCAAAAUUAAUGUGUUCUAGCUAAAACCGUUACUAACGGUUUAAGAAAAAUGCAUAAAACAUCAAUUUUUGAACUUAAAAAUAAAAAUCUGUGAUCUUAUUUUUGGUCAGCCAACUUAUAUGACUAGAUUACAUGAAUUUUAGCACAAAUUGGCUCGUUUCAAGACCAAAAAUAAAAAAGUUGUCAAAACGUUUAAUCUGUGAGAGUGCAGCUUUAAAAAAAAUAAUAAUUAAAAAUAUUAUGGUUAUGAAUUAACAGGAGCCAUUGGUAACCUUGUUCCAGCUUUUCAAUUGUCAAAUGUCAAAUGUCCGAAGAGUUGAAAAUAGUCCAUUCCAUUUGGAUUAUACAACUAUGAACUAUUAUUCACUGAUGAAAUAUAAUCCCUUUGAUGUUUAAUGGAAUGGUUAAAUGGCAACCAGUGUCAUGUAAAUUAUACCAAUGUUAAAAAUGGUACCAAGUCAUCUAUAUUCCCCUAUAUUGUAAUUACCACCCUUGUUGAAGACUGUCGUCAUGGAAACGUUGUCUUGUGGCAAUAUUUAGAACGCUAAUUAAUUAUUGCUAAUUAAUUAUUUCUCGCUUCGAAUGUCUCCAUAAAAAAGUUUUUACGCACCUUCAAGAAAUAAUGCUUCACUCUCCUUAGAACUAUUUAAAGACAUAUUUGACUAUCAACAUAUUCUGAAUCACUGCGCGAAUACCCAUGACAACCACGAAUUAUCGUAUAUCCAUACGCAAUUAUUUCCACUAAGCACAAAAGAGUUCCAGCAAAAAACACAUUUUUACUUAAUUUUGUUUCACUGAGGUGGGAGAAAAAGCAUCUACCAUAGCCGCUCAUGUAAGAUAGGUUCAUCCCGACCCUCGCGCAGGGUGUUUUGCGGAAACUCGGUAAACCUUCGUUUCCGGAAAACACCCUACGCUCGGGUCGGAAUGAACCUAUCUUACACUCUCGGCCAUGGAAGAUACUUGUAAUCUUAAUAAAUCCUGGGAUCACAUUGAUGGUUUCAAUAACUAGACAAGUUUACAUACUAUGAAACAUCACCAGUAAGGAAUAUAAAGAAAAUGAUAUAAUUAUUUACAUAAUAAAUUUAGUUUGUAUAUAAUUAUAUACAACAAUUAUAUAAAGUUUUUAACAUCCUUGACCUUUGGUUUUCAUUGUAUAUGUAUUUACUGUAUGUUUGGUAAACUAUAUUAAGGGAACAAUGUUACUUCAGAGGGUGUGGUAUGCUGUAUGCGAAAAAGGUUUACUUUUCGUUUUUCUAUAUAUAUUUUAGGGAUACUUUCAGUUUAAGUUGAAUGUAUACUUAAAGACACAUUCUGAUAGAUUAAUCGCAGCUAAAAAUAGAAAUUAAUCCUGUGCAAUUUUGAAAGAAAUCUGAUUGGAAAUCUUACCCAAAAUCAACCAAUAUUUUUAAAUAAGAAGUCCUUUUAGAACUGUGAAUGGAGUCCAAUGUCAGGUUUAUUUUAUGUGGUGGAAAACUCCACUGUAAACAAUAAAUAUAUUGGCACCUGUUAAUUGGCAACUGUAUUUCAUAGUAAACCAGGUUGUAUCCAAUCUGACAGAAUGUACCUUUUAUAUCACUAUGUAACAUAGAAUUUAUUAUUUUGUUAAUGGAUUUAAACACCUAUUUGGUAUAUUAUGUUUUGGAAGGUUGGAGUUAUAAUGAAAACUAUACAAACAUGC